AUGCCUUUACCUUUGUGCCCAUUGCCCCAAUCCCACUUGAGAAAAACCAGUAGUACAUUCUUGGGGUUCCUGUACCCAAACAAGGUACAAGAACCCCGGUGCGGAGAGCAAGACAAACUAAAAUACCGGGACGUAUUUUCAGCACGUCUACCCUCCUCGCCGUCUAUCUUCACUUCUGACGAGUAUCGGGCGUGGCUCAGUCGCGCGCCCUCCACCAGCGCCAUCUAUGAGCGGAUAAGGAAAUCACACGAGAGGCUACGCACACAGAGAGGCGGAAUGAGGUUCACUUACAGCGCCGAGAACCUCACCGAGAAGACGAGAGAUGUGGUUAUACUGACGGCGGCAAGCGAAGGUCCUUCCUCCGGCCUGCCCCCGGAGGCGCCAGGGAGGCCAGGGACGCAGCCACAACGGCGCCUGACCCGUUUCCUCCCGCAGGAGGCGCCGUACUACGUCCAGCGCCUGCACUUGGGUCCCGGAGCCGGCACGCCCUCGAGGCAGCUCGGGCGCCUGGAGCCUCCCUCUCGGCGGGUGCGGGCGGCGCUGGAGGAGGCCAGGGGCGUGCCACACCCCUCUCCCACCAGAGGGCGUCCUGCGCUGAGGCUCAUUGACAUCAACCCCGCAGAGUUCCUGAAGUACAAAGUGGGCGUAGGCAACAUGGGCGGCGUGACGGAGGGCGUCUCGGGCAUGCUGUGGGUGCACCUGCUGGCGGGUCGCGGGCUCAAGGCCGCCGGCAGGUCGGAGUUCCGCGACCUGUACUGCGUGCUGGAGUGCGACCGGGUGCACAAGGCGCGCACAGUCGUCCGCACCGGGGACCUGAACUUCGACUGGGACGAGACCUUCGACCUGGACCUCAUCAACAACAAGGAACUGGACUUCUUGAUAUACUCGUGGGACCCGCAGUUCAGGCACAAGCUCUGCUACAAGGGCUCGGUGCACCUGGUGAGCCUGCUGAAGGAGUCGCCGCUGCACCAGCUGGCGCUCAAGAUUGAGCCCCGCGGGACGCUGUACCUCAAGCUGCGCUACACGCCGCCGCGCCAGGCCUUCCUCAGGACGCCCGCCAGCCGCAAGAACGCGCUCUUCGGCGUCGACCUCGACACCGUGUCGAACCGCGAGAGCGGCGGCGGCACCGUGCCGCUGCUCAUCGCCCGCUGCGUCGCCGAGGUCGAGCGCCGCGGACUCGACAUCAUCGGCCUCUACCGGCUGUGCGGAUCCGCGACCAAGAAGCGGCUGCUGAGGGACGCCUUCGAGAGGAACCCCAGGCUCGUGGACCUCUCCUCGGACAACGUGCCCGACAUCAACGUCAUCACAGGCAUUUUGAAAGACUACCUCCGGGAGCUGCCAGAACCCCUCUUCACAAAGUGUCUGUACCAGAUGCUGGUCGACGCCCUCACUGUCAUGCUGCCCGACGACCCCGAAGGGAACGCCAAGCUCAUGUUCUCUAUUCUCGAUUGCCUUCCCAAGGUUAACAGGAUGACUUUGUUCCUGUUGAUGGACCACCUCCGCCUGGUGGCCAGCCAGUCCGAGAGGAAUAAGAUGACCACGCAGAACCUGGCCAUCUGCUUCGGCCCCGUCCUCAUGCUCCAGAGCGAGAACCAGGAUCCCAUGGACUUCCACCAGCCGAUCAGCAUCCUCAAGUUCCUCUUGGAUUUGUGGCCUUCCAAGUCAGGUGCCCAAGCAGAGGACUCGCCCCGCCCUCGCCCAGCCAGCGCCGACCUCGCCCUUGGUCCAAAAACCGGCAUUGUUCGUAGUCACCCUCUUCUUAAAGGUAAUCAAACCCGACCUUCAGGUAGUGACUCUGAUGGCCAUGUGCCGUCGAUGGCCCGGCUGGACAUUUCGCUGACAGCUCGGGAAGCGGAAGCAGCGAGUGCUCGGAGUGCGCGGCCCUCGCACCUGGACUCGGGGAGGCGGAAGGGCCCCGGCAGCCGCAUGACCACGCCCCGAGCCACGCCCCGGACCACGCCCACCAGCCAGUCCCCGGGGUCAGAGAGCGACUCCUCCCCGAAUCCUCCUGUUAACCUGCGCUCCAAGCUGGUCCUGGGCGCCAUGGCCCCCUCCGCCGCCGGCGGGGAGGCCCCGGGGGGUGGAGCCGCCAGCAGCGGCGCGCCCUCCGCUCCGGACUCCACCUCCACCACCUCCACGCCAACCUCUUCCAUCACAUCCCCGCCCUCCACCACCGCCGCCCCGACCAACGCCCUGCCAGCCGAGGGCGCUGGGGCGGCGUCAGCCCUCACUGCCACCCGCGGCCUCGACCCCGAGACAGAGACCGAAGAGGACAGGGACGAGGCAGGCACGGCGUCCAGCUGA
Messenger RNA from Penaeus vannamei (Pacific white shrimp), 2304 nucleotides. The record is from RefSeq and is a predicted model, not a curated record. NCBI's taxonomy places the organism in Eukaryota, Metazoa, Arthropoda, Malacostraca, Decapoda, Penaeidae.